AUUGACAGAUUUAAAAAGGCCCCGCCAGUCAAAAAUAAUAAAUUGUAAUAAUAUUUUAAAAUAAUUACAUAUUUUAAGUAUGUCGAGGUACAUUUUAUUAUAAAGACUUUUUUCUUAUGACUGUUAUUUGUCUCAAGUAUUGUUUUGUAAAAUGGAAAAGAUUAAAAAUUUAAUUGAGUUAGAAAAUGAUUUUAGCGGAAAAGAAGGAGCGUUUUCAUUUGAUGUUUUUGUUAAAUACCUAGAAAAUAAAUAUGGAGUAGUAUCUGAGUGCAUAAAAGAUUCCAAUAAUGAUAUGAAAUGCAUAUACUGUCAAGAUUCAUUUAUGAAGGAUGUUUUUAACUUUUUUCCUGACCGACUUUGCAUUGAUGUUACUCAUUGUAUGGUAGCUGAUAUUUUUAUGUACAUCUUUCUUUGCGAAGAUUCAAACGGACGAAAUGAAAUAGUAGCUGUUGGUUUUUCAACAAGUGAUAAUUCUGAAUCCUUUUUAUGGCUUUUGAACACGUUUAAGAAGCAUAAUCCUAAUUGGCGUAAAACGAAAAUAUUGACUCUUGAUCCUGAAAUAAAGUAUAAAGAUGUAGUUAGAACUGUAUUUCCAACUCCGUAUGCCAUAAUAUGUUUUCAUCAUGCUCUCAAAUCGUUUAACAAAGGUGUAGAAUCAAUUAGAAUUCAAAACAUGAUUCCCAAUGAUCAAAUUAAAUGUGCUGUGGAUUUAUUUAAAAGUAUGUACAACUCAAUUAGUCAUGCUGAGUAUGAGAUGUAUUAUCAACAAUACAUUAUGUUGCAUAGUUGUUUAGUAUUUUAUUUUCAAGAAGUGUGGCUGCCUUUACAGCCAUUAUGGCGAAUUGGACUAGAUUUUUUUCAUGAAAAUUUAUUUAGCUCUCUGAAUUAUCAUUUAGAAAUUUUAGACAAUUCAAUAAAAGUAAUAUUUGUCUCAGAAGAGAGCUUGGCGAAGUUCAUUGAAAAAUUGUUUGUUAUACUGUCGAUUAAAAGGAAAGAAAAAUCUAGCUUGAAUUUGCUCACAAAUCCUUUAUUUUAUUCUCGAUUUUCUACCGAGUACCAAAUUUCCAGAGUACUAACCCCAUAUGCUGCCAGGUUUGUUAUUGAUCAAUACGGCUUAUCUUCUGAAAUACAUAUGGAUUGUAGCAUUUUAUCUGACAGUUAUUUUUUUGAUAGCUUAGGCACGUCAGUUAAUGCUACUGUAUCAAUGUGCCAAUGCAAUUUUUUCCUGUAUUUUUUUUUGCCUUGCCGACACAUUUUUGCAGUGAGGAAAACACUGAGUCUUUGUGCCUUUGAUGAAAAUUUAGCAGAUUCUGUUUGGAUUAUGAAAUACUACCAGUCUUCUCUUUUGUCAAUUCAAACUACAUUGAAUGGGAUUAAUAAUUUUGUUUCAAAUGAUUUAAAGCAUUUGUUUGUACAAAAUUUAUUAGAAAUUUCCUUACUAUCUUUUUACGAAGAUUCUCAGAUAUCAGAGUCUCGUGCAGAAUUAUUGAAUGAACUCGUGAAAAAUUGGGCAAAUAAUAAAGAUGUUUCCAUUCAGUUUGAGGGUGUGGAAUUAGUUUUGCCUGAAAAUAAUCGAGACAAUUUUUUAAUGGAUCAUAUUUCUCAAAAGUUUAAAACUGAAGAAGAGUUUAAUUCUUUUCCUACUCAAUUAAAUAAACCUGUCUCUGUAUUAAAAAGAACCCCCGUUUCUUCAAAAUCAUUCAAAGUUGAAUAUGCAAAUCCAGAUUUUGGUGGUUCGAGUGAGAGUUCUUUUUCUGCAUUUUGUGAAAAGGAACUCAAACAAAAGAAAUGGAAUUUCAAAAGCAAAGUUUUAGAUGGACCUCACAUAAAUUAUGCCUAUUUAUGUCGAAUCAUCUGCGAUAGUAAGGAGAGUAUUAUAGACUGGUUGAGACAAAUGGAAUUAAUUUGUACUAGUAUGUUAUGUCCUACUUGUGGCUGUGCAAUGACUCUCAAAUUAGUUCCCCGACUAUCUGAUGGAGCUGUAUGGGUUUGCUCUAAUGAUAUGGAAAAGAAACAAAAUUGUUCUCGAAGGUGCUCAGUCCGAAGAGGCUCUUGGUUUGAGCUAACUAAUAUGAGUUUUGAACAGAUACUUACAUUUUGCUAUAUGUGGAUUAACAGCUACAGCCAGGGGCAAAUUAUAUCGGAAACUGGAAUAUCUACUGCUACUUACAUCUCAUGGAAUAAGCUUAACAGGAGAGUUUGUGAAGAAUACCUUACGGAAAAUACAAGUUAUUCAUCCACAACAAAGAUGGAUUCAAGUGGUUAUGCUCAAGUAUUAGAUGCAUGGCUAGAAAAACGAGCUAAUGAAGACACAUUUUUAAAAUUUUUGCAAGAUGCAAAUGCAAUGCAUAGAAAAGAUUCUGCAAAGCACUCUGUGUGGUGAAGUAAAAAUAAUUAGCUUUUCUUAUUAUAAGACUUGAAAGUUUUGACGAAAAUUGACAUUUUUAAAACUGGCAGGUUUAAUUUGUUACUAAACCUUUAUAUGUUAAAUAGUUGAGGUAGUUAAAAUGCUACAGGUUUGGCAAGUUUUUUUUUCUUAUACUUAUGUUUAAUUUAACUUCAUGAGAAUUUAAUUAUGUUGUGCAGUAAAUUAGUUU
This is a messenger RNA of Parasteatoda tepidariorum (common house spider), 2597 nucleotides long. RefSeq names its product zinc finger SWIM domain-containing protein 1. Lineage: Eukaryota; Metazoa; Arthropoda; Arachnida; Araneae; Theridiidae. The record is from RefSeq and is a predicted model, not a curated record. Gene Ontology annotation, molecular function: zinc ion binding.